This is a messenger RNA of Paramecium tetraurelia, 327 nucleotides long. RefSeq lists its product as uncharacterized. The transcript has 2 exons. Lineage: Eukaryota; Ciliophora; Oligohymenophorea; Peniculida; Parameciidae. The record is from RefSeq and is a predicted model, not a curated record.
AUGCAUCUUGAGAUAAAUUAUGUUUAUUUCUUCCUAUUAAAUAGAGCCAUUCAAUUUCCAGAAGAAAAACAAUUUAUCAAGUUGGUUAAUAAACUCUCUAUAUUCAUGAUGUCUGUGAAUCAAAUAUCUAAUCAAAAUGAGGAUCAUCGAAAUUGGAUUAGUUCAUAAAAUAUUACCAAUCAUCAACUCAAGGUCUACUACUAUAAUCAAUAUAAUCAUCAGUUUGAAAUAAAGAACAAUGCAAUAAAUAAUGACUUUGUAGUUAAAUGGACCUUUAAAGUAAUUUAGUUAUUUUCUACAUCCUAUCCUUAAUUUUCUAUGUUUUGA